UGACGUCAGCCCCCUCGUAGACCGUCGGUCCACCCUUCACUUUGACUUCACGCGUUUGUGGGUGCAUUUCCAUGCAGUCGACGGUCUUCCGCCCGUCUCACAAUGUCCGGAGUUUGGAGAGCUUCAGCCGCCGCCGCUGCCUUGGCUCUCUGCGGUGCUUUCCUGGCCGCGGAGGCGCAGACGCCGACUCCCCCGCCAGCUCCGAUUUCAGCUCCCUGCGCCUUGAGAUCCAAUACCAGUUGUGCAGAAUGCCUGCAGAAUGUGACAUGUCUGUGGUGCAUACCAACCCGACGAUGCAUUGACUACCCAGUGAGGAACAUCCUGCCCCCCAGCAGUGUGUGUCGUUUGACAGAUGCACGAUGGGGGGUCUGUUGGGUCAACUUCCAGAUUUUGAUCAUCACCCUGUCGGUGCUGGCUGGCAUCGUCAUCAUUGCCAUUUUUGUUUGCUGCUUCUGCUGCUGCAAAUGUGAAAGAGUUGGAAACAAGAGAGAGGAUGCAAAGGUGGAGCGACAAACCCGUGCGAGGAAGGCCCGUCAGAAAGCGAGGAGAACAGAAAUGCAGCUGAGGCAUGAUGAAAUCAGGCAGAAAUAUGGUCUGGCAAAGGAUAAUCCAUACUCCCGUAUGGACGACCAUUAAGAAGAAUCACAGCGAUGAUUCCUUAAAAAAAAACCUUAAGAUAUUCGAUGCCAGUAACAUUGAGAUACAGCAUUCAAGUACCAUAUGAUAAUUGUGAUUCUGCAGAUGUUUUCAGUGUUUCAGUGAAUGCAAAAAAGAAGUCAUCAAAAUGUUCUGAAAUCGUUUUGACCAAGUGCGCACUAUAUGCCAAACAUGGAGCAUUCACCUAAUGUUUAAUUUUUUAUACACGUCACUGUCUGCUAUUAAUAUUUUCUUGUGCUUUCAUUUAGGUGUGCAUUAUUGUGCGAAAAUCUGUUCAGUUAACUUGUUUUCUGUCCACACAGGAAACCAGAUGUAAGAGCAAAUCUGUUAAAACAUAUUGUCCAUCCAGAUAAGCAAACAUUAUUGUAUUCAUUUGCAUAAAAUGCAGUAUUGUAAAAUUUCCACAACUCCAGAGCUGAUCUGUGCUUAUGUUGCUUUUUUUUUGUAACUAGCAGUUUCACUCUCAUUCUGUAAUUGUACACUAUAUUACUGAUUGUCAUUCAUUUCUAAAGUUUGCCAAUUAUUUUUAUAUAAAAAGAUCAUCUGUAACAUGUAACAUAUUUUACACAAUUUUUGCUAUUUGUUGAUAAAUAUCAGAAUCAGAAUAAGAUGCAGAGCUUUACUGAAUAAAAGAAAUGUGUUCCCCUCAAAUUACAUGGGAAGCAUUUGAUUCUUGUGCAGCUGUUGUUAAAGACAAAUGGUGACCAUGAAUUUCAAAAUUAAAUUGAUAAAACUGAAAUUUAAACUGCAAUUUGAUUUUUUUUACUUAGAAUAUAACAAAACCAAAUUCGCAACGUCUCCAACUCCCAACCCCACCCCACCAAAACACAAAUACAGGAACAAGAGGGGUCAACAUAGUGGCUUUAAAAAAAAAAAAAAAGGAAA
Messenger RNA from Xiphias gladius (swordfish), 1542 nucleotides. RefSeq names its product PTTG1 interacting protein b (gene pttg1ipb). Lineage: Eukaryota; Metazoa; Chordata; Actinopteri; Istiophoriformes; Xiphiidae. Gene Ontology annotation, biological process: protein import into nucleus. The transcript has 7 exons. The coding region runs from base 103 to 636 and encodes 177 amino acids. The record is from RefSeq and is a predicted model, not a curated record. Gene Ontology annotation, cellular component: cytoplasm; nucleus.